AUGGUAGUGGAAGAUGUUAAGAAAAGUAAUAGUUUUUGGGCUCUGUUCAACAUGAGACGCAACCGUUCAACCCCAAGCGCUGAGGACAUACGUACACUCUGUCGGUCUCCUGAUGUUUGCAGAUCCUGGUCCAGGGAAGACCAGAUUAGGCUGUGUUAUUUGGUCAUCUUGACAGGCGGUUUACUUGCACUUGAUCGAAGAGAAGCUAUCCCUCCUGCUAAAGCAAAGUUGCUUAUGGAUUUGGAUAUUUUCGAGCAGUAUCCCUGGGGAAGAGUGGCUUUCGUUGAACUUGUUCAGCAGAUUAAAGACGCAAUAGCAACGAAAAUCAAGGCCAACAGUUAUGUCUGCAAGGGGUCAAAUGGUCCAUGCUUACUGAGGUUCAAAGGCAAGUAUGGAAAGCUCUCCUUGGGUUCUAUACUUGAGGAAGCAAAGGUAACUUGUAUGUCCCCGCGAAGCGUAGAUGAAGUUCAUCCAGUUUGGGAACACCAAGAUGAGAAUCCUGAGAUUGACAAUCUCUUGGAGUUAGUUCGCCAAGACGAUUCCUUGAGUACCAUUACUUGGCAAGCCCUGCCGGAGUACCCUUUGACACCGAUUGAAUGUAACAAACGUGGGCGGGUUACAAGCCAGAGGAAAUCAAAGAAACCAAAGAAGGUGGCAAGCGACGGGAAAGAGAACAUAGCAGAUGGAGGUGAAAAACGUGAUGAUAUUGCAAAAACUGAAGAGGAACUGCCAUUUGAGAGGCAAGGCAUAAAUGUUGGAAGGAGUGCACCACAAACAGAAAGGGAAGAUCACCCAGACAACCCAGAGGAAGAGAAUGCAUGA
Messenger RNA from Brassica oleracea var. oleracea, 822 nucleotides. RefSeq lists its product as uncharacterized. Lineage: Eukaryota; Viridiplantae; Streptophyta; Magnoliopsida; Brassicales; Brassicaceae. The transcript has 3 exons. The record is from RefSeq and is a predicted model, not a curated record. The coding region runs from base 1 to 822 and encodes 273 amino acids.